AUGCUUAAACAUAUCCCGAGGCUAAAUUUGUUUUCUGUUGCGAGCUCGAGCAGCACUGCUCCAGCUACUAGUUGGGCGGAGAUCUCGAAACGGCCAAUUCUCGAGCCAAAAAAGGCAAAAUCUGAAACUGAAGCGACCUCGUUUGUCGAUUAUCGAAGGGUUCGAUGCAUCGCCGGAAAUGGCGGAAAUGGGAUGGUGUCGUUCUUUAGAGGAUACCGUAAACCAUUUGGUGGGCCGGAUGGUGGCGAUGGUGGGCAUGGUGGACAUGUGAUUUUUAGAGCAAAGAAAAACGUAAAGGAUUUGUCGGCGAUUAACUCAAUCUGUCGUGCUCAAAACGGCGAAUUCGGACACUCAAAAUCGUGUCAUGGAAAAUCAGCCGAACACAAAGAGAUUCUCGUGCCGAUUGGAACUGUCUUCAAAUGUGAUGGAGACGUGGUUUACGAAGUGAAUAAGGAGGAUGAUAUAUUCAUUGCUGCUCGUGGUGGAAUUGGUGGAAAAGGAAAUCAAUUUUAUGUUUCGAAUGAGGUCAGAAAACCAGUCAAAGCGGAAUUUGGAGGACAAGGCGAAGAGAUGGUUUAUGAUGUUGAAAUGCGCGUUAUGGCGACAGCCGGACUUGUUGGAUUCCCAAACGCUGGAAAAUCAUCAUUACUUCGUGCGAUUUCUCGAGCGAAACCCAAAGUUGCCGCGUAUCCAUUCACCACACUUCGCCCACACAUCGGAGUUGUAUUUUAUGAAGAUUUCGAACAGAUUUCUGUUGCUGAUAUUCCGGGACUCAUCGAAGACGCGCAUUUGAAUCGCGGGCUCGGCGUCUCGUUUUUGAAACAUAUCGAAAGAUGCAGAUUUUUGUGGUAUGUUUUGGACUAUUCCGAAGGAAAUUUAAAAGAGCAAUAUGAGAUGUUGAAAUUUGAACUAGAAGGAUACAAGCCAGGACUCAGUGACCGUGCUUCUACAAUUAUUGUCAACAAAAUUGACCUUGCCGAGCAGAAAAAGGAUGAUUCGAUUCAAAAGCUGUUUUCCGAUUUGCCGGUUUUUACGAUAUCGGCUCAACAACGAAUCGGCCUUGAACCUCUAUUAAUUCACCUCAGAGACCAAUAUGAUAGUAAUAAUGACGAACAAUAA
Molecule: messenger RNA, 1119 nt
Organism: Caenorhabditis bovis
Lineage: Eukaryota; Metazoa; Nematoda; Chromadorea; Rhabditida; Rhabditidae
Source: the annotation of a GenBank genome assembly